AUGUCCGCUUCGCCCGAGUUCAGUGUCAAGGUCUCAACGACUGCCGAGGACAAGGCCGAGUGCCAGAGGGUCCGCAUCGAGGUCUUUGUGGACGAGCAGGGGUUCUCAAAAGAGGAUGAGCUCGACGAGAUCGACGCGACUGGGGCACACGUCUCUUUCCUUGUGUGCAACGCCGAGGGCAAGGCCGUCGGCACGGUCCGCCUCGUCGCCCUCCCUACCAAGGUCAAGCUUACACGCUUGGCAAUCGAGAAGGACUAUCGCAAGUACGGUCUUGGACGGGUUCUCGUGCGCGCCUUGGAAGAGUUUGUGGCCAACAACUCGACGAGGGAGGACUUUGCUCCUCACGUCAAGGAGGUGGACGGCAAGAAGGUCAUUACAGUCAAGAUCCACAGCCAGAUUCCCGUAAUCAAGUUCUACGGAAAGCUCGGCUACGUCGAGGUUGGGGAGCGCUUUGACGAGGAUGGCGAGCCGCACCAGGCCAUGGUCCAGGACAUUGAGGUCGUCGCUUAG
Molecule: messenger RNA, 510 nt
Organism: Apiotrichum porosum
Lineage: Eukaryota; Fungi; Basidiomycota; Tremellomycetes; Trichosporonales; Trichosporonaceae
Exons: 5
Coding region: 1-510 (169 amino acids)
Molecular function (GO): N-acetyltransferase activity
Source: RefSeq, a predicted model, not a curated record